Molecule: messenger RNA, 544 nt
Organism: Apus apus (common swift)
Lineage: Eukaryota; Metazoa; Chordata; Aves; Apodiformes; Apodidae
Gene: URM1
Product: ubiquitin related modifier 1
Exons: 5
Coding region: 50-355 (101 amino acids)
Biological process (GO): tRNA thio-modification; protein urmylation
Cellular component (GO): cytoplasm; nucleus
Molecular function (GO): protein tag activity
Source: RefSeq, a predicted model, not a curated record
UUCCGGCGCGGCCCGCGCACGCCUUCCCCUCCCGCCCGCCGCCCCCAAGAUGGCGGCGCCCGUGUCGCUGCAGGUGGAGUUCGGAGGUGGUGCAGAACUCUUGUUCGAUGGUGUCAAAAAGCAUCAGGUGACUCUGCCCUCUCAACCAGAGCCUUGGGAUAUCAGAAACCUGCUACAGUGGAUCAAACAGAACCUGCUGAAAGAACGACCAGAAUUAUUUAUGCAAGGGGAAUCUGUGAGGCCAGGAAUUUUGGUGCUCAUCAAUGACGCAGACUGGGAGCUAAUGGGUGAGCUGGAUUAUAAACUCCAGGACCAGGAUAAUGUGCUUUUCAUCUCGACAUUGCACGGCGGGUGAACUCCUGGAAAAACAAGAGGACAUGAAUCCAAACCCUUGGGCAAAAAAAACCCCACAAACAAAAACCUAAACCUACCCCAACCUCUCUGGAACUGCCUGUGCCUGGUCUCUGCAUCUUCCCACCACGUUCACUUGUUACUACCCAUCCAAAUAAAGCCCUACCAGCACGUGGCCUGCUGUCCACCACAA